AUGUGUACGCUCGUCGAGGUCAAGCGCCCCGCGGCGGCCUCCCCUUCAAAGCCUUCCCCGCCGGCCGGAGAGCUCAUGGUUCUGUAUCUUUGUCUUUCGCCUGCGCCCUCAACAAGGAACUCGCCCUUUACUAUUGCAAAAUUGCUAUCAACCAAUACCACCUCGCCUCUGACCAUCCCCCCCGACGCCGGACACAACAAGGGCCAGAAAGCGCGUGCCGAGCUCCGCAUCCUCGGCAUCUCUCUCGCCCUCCUUGGCAGUAUCGGAUACGCCCUCUACGAGAUCUGGUACAAGCGCACGAUCGCCUGCCUGCUUGACGCAAACCUCAUGAAGACCAUGCUCGGCCUCGUGUCACUCUGUCUGCUCUGGAUCCCCAGCCCCCUGCUCAACUGGUCGGGCAUCGAGUGCUUUGAAGUCGUCAAGGACCCAGUGAUCGCUUGGAUGAUCUUGGGCAUCAUCUUCAUGGGCGUACUCUUCAAUGCUGGCUUCAUGAUCCUGAUAGGCCUUUGGGGCCCAGUCUUAGCAUCCGUAGGUAGCUUGUGCACCUUGGUCCUGAUCACGAUCGUCGACCACACUAUCAUCGGCGCGAUCAACUCCCACGAGUCCGACCGGGCCGUGCCCCCCUUCAGCAUCCUCAGCUUCAUCGACUGCCUCUCCAUCCUCAACUUCUAG
Messenger RNA from Puccinia triticina, 672 nucleotides. RefSeq lists its product as uncharacterized. The coding region runs from base 1 to 672 and encodes 223 amino acids. The record is from RefSeq and is a predicted model, not a curated record. The transcript has 5 exons. Lineage: Eukaryota; Fungi; Basidiomycota; Pucciniomycetes; Pucciniales; Pucciniaceae.